AUGCUGAUGCCCAUUUGGACUCCCCCGACCCCACCGUUGAGCGACGGGGACAUCGACCCUUACAUGGAGUCUGGAUUUGCGUUCAUGUACGAGCCUUUUCCGUUGGAUGAAAGCGAACUGCCAUCUCAGUUUGAAGAUGAACCUGAAUUAGAGACGCAGCCUCCUCUAAAGCCAAAUCAGGCGGAACCGGUAGUUAACAUCGUUUCCACCACUCCCACUGACACAGUAAACAGUGCUGUCGAACCGUUAUUGAUUCCAGUUACAACGCCUCCCAGACCUUCCAGUAAAGAAACGGUGGUGACCAGCAACCGCAGCCCAUCUGCGCGCUUUACAAAGUCGUAUCGUCAGAAGUCUGUUACGGAGGUGAAGGGGCGCCGCGACAGUCGUCGUCCUGUCAGCCCAUUGGAACAGAAAUCAAGUGAUUUUCCUGAGUGGAAUACCGUUGAAGACUUAGCCUUGUUAUCUAUCAUCAUGGACUCUCAACGCCUGCCGUAUAGCAUUGUGACGUCAUCUGCUUCGUCUUCGAAUUGCGUCCAUACGCCAAACUGGGAUUUCGUCUCCGAAUGGGUUUCAGCAUCUUGUGGUCAUUAUCGAUCACCUCGACAAUGCAGUCAGCGCUACCAGCACGUAAUUCUACCACGCGAAGAUACCCGUCUCACGUUGUCCUCUUCAACGAUGCACGACUCUGUGGGGAGCAAAGCUCGUCCAUCGAAUGGUCACGAUUCAGCGCGGUUCAAAAAAGGUCGUUUACGAACGCAGCAACAGCUACUGCAGGACGGUGGCAAGAUCUUCUCCGUCUUAGCCAACCGACGUAUUGACCUCUUUAGCAAUGCUGCGGAAUUAAGACGUGUGGAUUGCAGACGUCCAAGAUUUGGUAUCGUAAAUGCCGUAAAUUCCAGUAAGUCAGCGGACAAGCAUGCGCAGUUCUUGGCAGGUUUCGGCGUGAAUCACGACAGCACGCUGACACCCGCGCGAUUGGCGGAGUUACGCGAGGAACGCCUCAGGGAACGUCAGAAGAUGCAACUGCACCAACAGCAAAACCAGUAUUCUUCCAGAACAGUGUGCCAAGCGGCAGACGUGAUGACCACUGGCUACGACAGAGCGUCGGUGACAAGUAUUGAAUUGCAGCAGCAGAAUGCACAAACAAACCAAGGCAGGACGUUGCCUUCCGCUCGUUCCUUUCUUACCGUACAGUCCGGACCAAUGGCAACGGCUUCCGGUCACGUGGUAUCUGGGAGCAACAGCGGUUUUCAGCAGCGACUGUCAUCGACUUCGAUGUCAUCUGUUUCCGGCAAUUCCAGUACCAGUGGGCGAUUGGUAGGUGCACAGCUGUUAUCUCCUGGCGGAGGUAGUCUUCCAGUUCCUGGCUACUAUCGACCGCUAAUUCCUCAAAGCCCGUUAGUGAAAACCAGUCAGCGACUGUCAGGAACUGCUGCGCUAGCUUCUCCGUCUAUCCUUACGUCGACUUCGUCGUUGCAAUUCAGCGCUACGGGACCGUCGCGAAUUUCACUUGCAGUUGACCCGGGGCUCGUAUCGAGCGGGUCGUCAUCUGCAGAUUCAGCCAUGCUCGGAGCCGUGGUCGUUCAGUCGUCCGUCCAAUCGCCGGAUUUUGCUUCUUUGACCAAGCAACACCAGCCGACUGCUCGUUAUCAGACAAGUCAGUUCAGGCAAAAGUUGCCGAUUUCCCAUACAGGAGCCCCAGCCGUCGUAAGCAAACCACCAUCUAUCAGCCAAGUGCAUGUGAUUAAUCCGCAACCCGUGAGGUUUUCUGCUGGUCAGACGUACGGUGCUAUGCACUCUUUCAAACAAACUGGCACUUCUCAGACGAUAAUCGCACAACAGUUAAUAAACAGGACGUCAUCACCUGUGUCGUCGCAAAGGCAGAGCCUUAAGUCUAUACCUUCCAUCGGUAUGAUUAUGUCGGCCCCUGCGCUCGUCCCUCGUACCGAAAGCAUCGCCAGUGCCGACCCUGUCUCAUCUGUGUCAACUUCUGCGCAACAGACACAAAGCCGCUGA
Molecule: messenger RNA, 2016 nt
Organism: Soboliphyme baturini
Lineage: Eukaryota; Metazoa; Nematoda; Enoplea; Dioctophymatida; Soboliphymatidae
Source: the annotation of a GenBank genome assembly